AUGCUUUCUGCUGCCAAACGUAGCUUUUCUACUACCCGUUUCAACCCAUACAAGGUGACCGUGUUGGGCGCCGGUGGUGGUAUUGGUCAACCGCUAUCGUUGCUGUUGAAAUUGAAUCAAAAAGUCACCGAUCUUAGAUUGUACGAUUUGAAGGGCGCUCCCGGUGUUGCUGCCGACUUGUCCCACAUUCCUACCAACUCGGCUGUGAAGGGCUUUUCGCCUGAAAACGAUGGCUUGAAAGAAGCCUUGAAGGGAACUGAAGUCAUUUUGAUCCCAGCAGGUGUUCCACGUAAACCCGGUAUGACGCGUGACGACCUUUUCUCGAUCAACGCUUCUAUUGUGCGGGACUUGGCUGCUGCUGCUGCUGAAAACGCACCAGAUGCGGCCAUUUUGGUGAUCUCGAACCCAGUCAACUCCACCGUGCCAAUUGUGUCGCAAGUGCUAAAAAACAAGGGUGUCUACAACCCUAAGAAAUUGUUUGGUGUGACCACCCUAGACGUGAUCCGUGCGUCCCGUUUCAUCUCGGAAGUGGCCAACACAAACCCUACCCAGGAGAAGGUUACCGUCGUUGGUGGACACUCCGGUAUCACAAUCAUCCCAUUGAUUUCGCAAACCAAGCACAAGAACCUCGAUCAAACCACACGCGAUGCCUUGAUCAACAGAAUCCAGUUUGGCGGUGACGAAGUUGUCCAAGCUAAAAAUGGUGCCGGUUCAGCCACUUUGUCUAUGGCCCAGGCCGGUGCCAGAUUCGCCAACUCCGUCUUGCAGGGUCUAGACGGCGAAAACGACAUCAUUGAGCCUGCCUUUGUCGACUCUCCUUUGUACAAGAGCGAAGGUAUCGAGUUCUUUGCUUCCCCUGUGAAGUUGGGUCCUCACGGUGUCGAGAAGAUCUACUCCAUUGGUGAAACUUCUUCCGAGGAAGACGAGCUUUUGGCAAAGUGUAAGGAAACUUUGAAGAAGAACAUCGAAAAGGGUCUAAACUUUGUCAACCAGGCCUGA
This is a messenger RNA of Lachancea lanzarotensis, 999 nucleotides long. RefSeq names its product LALA0S04e09516g1_1 (gene MDH1). The coding region runs from base 1 to 999 and encodes 332 amino acids. Gene Ontology annotation, molecular function: L-malate dehydrogenase (NAD+) activity. Lineage: Eukaryota; Fungi; Ascomycota; Saccharomycetes; Saccharomycetales; Saccharomycetaceae. The record is from RefSeq and is a predicted model, not a curated record. Gene Ontology annotation, cellular component: cytoplasm; mitochondrion. The transcript has a single exon. Gene Ontology annotation, biological process: tricarboxylic acid cycle; malate metabolic process.